Messenger RNA from Carlito syrichta (Philippine tarsier), 3674 nucleotides. It is a transcript of the gene LGI4, whose product is annotated as leucine rich repeat LGI family member 4. Gene Ontology annotation, biological process: myelination in peripheral nervous system; neuron maturation. The record is from RefSeq and is a predicted model, not a curated record. The transcript is spliced from 9 exons. Gene Ontology annotation, molecular function: protein binding. The coding region runs from base 1337 to 2950 and encodes 537 amino acids. Lineage: Eukaryota; Metazoa; Chordata; Mammalia; Primates; Tarsiidae.
AUUUUUCUUAUUUAAUGAAAAUAAUCUAUCCAAAUUGCUAAAAGCUUACUUACAACCAAUUAUCCAUAUAACCAUGGAUUCUGACAUCCAAAGACAAAAGGCAAACUCCCAUGAAAAGGUUGUGAAGGUAGCUGCCUGGGUUUGAAUGCUGGCUCUGCCCCUAGCUGAGUAACCUGGGGUUCCAGCUACUCGAGACUUCUGUCCUCAGUUUUUCCAGCUGUCAAAUAGCCAUGAUAAGAGUACCCAUCUCGGAGGGCGGUGGUGAAAUCAGAAUGAGUUAAUAGAUGAGCUUUUAGGACAAGGCCUGGUGCAGAGUAAAUGCUGAGGAAGGGCAUCACCAUCAUCAUCGUUCUGGGGAUCGAUGCCCUACCCUCAAUGGGUGGGAGGCACUCAAGGGGUUAAUUUCAGGGUGGGGAAGGGAGCUGUGGGUUCUGCCGAGUGUGGCCACCAGAGGGAGCAGCCGGACCCGGGCUGGCCCCUCUGAGCCUUGGCGACAGCCCCCACCACACCCUUCGGGGGAGGGGGCUGGCUGGGAGUGGCCAGUGUUGACCUCAACUCCUAAUGGCCUCUCCUCCCACGCCCCUCUUGUCCGCGGAGCCAUCCGGUCCCCACCCUGGUGACAUCCUCCUCGUGCUCUUCGAAUGGGGUUUAGUGGGGAAUCUGGGGAGGGGGCUGGCGGGAGUGGCCAGGGCGACUCCGGCCCCUGGCGGCCCCUCCCCCGCCCAGGCGGCCAUCCAGUCCUUUCUCCAGGGACCUCUUCCUAUGACCUCUGACCCCCUCCUCCUUCCCGCCCUGCUCUGCCUGGCGCACCGCGUGCCCAGUGAGCCCCUUUCCCAAACCCUCGGGGAGAAAGGGCGUGGGAGGUGGCAAAGAGGCUACAGGGAGCUGGGAGGGGGGUGAGGGAGAAGAGAAGUGCAGACACCAGGCAGCAGGACACACACACACACACACACACACACACACACACACACACACCAGGCAGAGACCUAAAGACGGAAAGACUGACCAAGACAGAAAGAAAAACAGAAAAAGAGAGGCAGACAGAAAGAGAGGCAAAGACAGAAACAGCGACAGAAAGUGGGAAACACUAACUCACAGUGAUAGAAAUACCAAGAGAAAGAAAGGCAGAGACAGAAAGAGAAACAGAAAACGAGACGCCAAAGAAGUACAGGAGGAAAGCCGACUGGAAGAAAGACAGAGGAAGAGGAGGAAAAGCCAGGGCAGAGCUUGCCUGCGGGCAGAUGGAGGGGUGCCUGGCAGAGAUGUAGUGGCCUGGGCCGAGCUGGUUGGGCUGAGAGGAGCAGGUGCCUCCGCCGGGGGCGAGGGGGUGAGGGGCAUGGGAGGGGCGGGCAUUCUGCUGCUACUGCUGGCCGGGGCCGGGGCGGGGGUGUCCUGGAGACCCCCAAAGGGAAAGUGUCCUCUGCGCUGCUCCUGCUCCAAAGACAGUGCCCUGUGCGAGGGCUCCCCGGACCUGCCCACGAGCUUCUCCCCGACCCUGCUGUCACUCUCACUUGUCAGGACUGGAGUGACCCAGCUGAAGGCUGGCAGCUUCCUGAAAAUUCCAUCGCUGCACCUGCUCCUUUUCACAUCCAACACCUUCUCCAUGGUCGAAGAUGAUGCAUUUGCGGGCCUGUCCCACCUGCAGUACCUCUUCAUCGAGGACAACGAGAUUGGCUCCAUCUCCAAGAAUGCUCUCAGAGGACUUCGCUCACUCACACACCUAAGCCUGGCCAAUAACCAUCUGGAGGCCCUCCCUAGGUUCCUGUUCCGAGGCCUGGAGACCCUUACGCACGUGGACCUCCGCGGAAACCCGUUCCAGUGUGACUGCCGCGUCCUCUGGCUGCUGCAGUGGAUGCCCACCGUGAAUGCCAGCGUGGGGACUGGGGCCUGUGCGGGCCCCGCUGCCCUGGCCCACAUGCAGCUCCGCCACCUGGACCCCAAGACGUUCAAGUGCAGAGCCAUAGAGCUGUCCUGGUUCCAGACGGUCGGGGAGUCAGCGCUGGGCGUGGAGCCCUUCUCCUAUCAGGGGGAGCCCCACAUAAUCUUGGCCCAGCCCUUCGCUGGCCGCUGCCUGAUCCUCUCCUGGGACUAUGGCCUGCAGCGCUUCCAGCCCGAGGAAGAACUGCCAGCGCCCUCAGUGGUGUCCUGCAAGCCGUUGGUGCUGGGCCCACGCCUCUUUGUGCUGGCUGCCCGCCUGUGGGGAGGUUCACAGCUCUGGGCCCGGCCCAGCCCUGGCCUGCGCCUGGUCCCCACACAGGCCCUCGCCCCCCGGCGGCUGCUACGGCCCAAUGAUGCUGAGCUCCUGUGGCUGGACGGGCAGCCCUGCUUCGUGGUGGCUGACGCCUCCAAGGCAGGCAGCACCACGCUGCUGUGCCUCGAUGGGCCUGGCUUUUACCCACGCCAGAGCCUGCACGCCUGGCACCGGGACACAGACGCGGAGGCCCUGGAGCUGGAUGGCCGGCCCCACCUGCUGCUGGCCUCAGCCUCCCAGCGGCCCGUGCUCUUCCACUGGACUGGUGGCCGCUUUGAGAGGCGCACCGACAUCCCCGAGGCCGAGGAUGUCUAUGCCACGCGUCACUUCCAGGCUGGUGGAGACGUGUUCCUGUGCCUGACCCGCUACAUCGGGGACUCCAUGGUCAUGCGCUGGGACGGCUCCAUGUUUCGCCUGUUGCAGAAGCUUCCUUCGCGAGGCGCCCACGUCUUCCAGCCACUGCUCAUUGCCAGGGACCAGCUGGCGAUCCUGGGCAGCGACUUCGCCUUCAGCCAGGUGUUCCGCCUUGAGCCUGAGAAGGGGCUCCUGGAGCCGCUGCAGGAGCUGGGACCCCCAGCCCUGGUGGCCCCCCGUGCUUUUAGCCACAUCACCAUGGCCGGACGACGCUUCCUCUUCGCCGCUUGCUUUAAGGGUCCCACUCAGAUCUACCAGCAUCACGAGUUAGACCUCAGUGCCUGAGACCGUGCAGGACCCCGAAGAGGCUGGGGAGCUGUCGUGGGGAGUCUUGGGACCCUGGAUGCACCGCCCCUGGCUGGCCUGCCGGGCCGGCUUGGGGUGCUGGGUGGUCUUAAGAGAUACUGAUCACAGGCCAAGUUCUGCAGCCAGAGUUCUAGCCCUUAGCCCCCUUCUUGGAGGAUCCGGGCCCAAGGGAGGGGCGGGGAGAACGGAAGUUCCCAGCCUACUGUCCUUCCAGCCUGAAGCAACAUCGUGGCUGGGGCAGACGGCCCUCAUCAAAGGCGAUUUGGGGGCUCAGACUGGGGGACCGCACGGAGCGGGAACACAGAGGUCACGAUGGGGGGCCCGUGCCGAGCUCCGCGAGGUACGGAAGCUCCGCCCUCAACCCACUCCCACCCUGCCCGCUCCCGAUGAAAGUGCCGAGGAGCCGACAGCGUUCGUCCCCCCGAACUCCCCGCGGCCAAUCGCUGCCCCGGCGGAGCGCCCCGCCUCCCUGCCGUCUCCGCCUCCGGGCGGGUCUCCGCGCCCGGCUCGCCUCCCGCCCCGGCGGCGUGUGCGCAUGCGUGCUGCGGAGCGCGGCCGGGCGUUGUCCCCCUUGCGCGUGCGCGGGGCGGGCGGUGGGCGAGCGGGGGGUGUCUCUGGAGGCCCCGGGUACUCCCCCGGGUGGGCGAUCAGAGCAAGGACAGAAAAUGUCUGAGUUCAAUAAAGGCGCUGUGUACCCGCCCCA